GCCCGAAGCCUCGUUUCACGGCCAGGUGCGGCCCUGGCCCGGAUACGCUGCGACUUCUUCGCGGAGAUGGCGGCGAGCUGGGCUACGGUUGCCACAGACCUGGGAGCCCGGCAACGCAGUCUCAAGGUGCGCUCUCAUGCUCCCCGCCCGGCCGAAGGUUUCGGGUCUGGUGGGGUCGUUGUCUCCUCGGCGCCGCCGGCUGCGGCUAGCCCAGCCGCCAAAGAGGUAACGCCUGCAAGCCGACCCAAGGACACGCAGCAAGAAGCGCCCAGCCGAUCGGUGUCGGCACAUCUGCAGACGCCCCUGGCAGCCCAGCUGCUCCGCUCCGUAUCCACACCCGAGGCAGUGUCGCCCCAGUCCGGCGAAGAAGAUUCUGAGGGCACGGCACAAGAUGCUGAUCCGGGGUUGAAGCUGGAGCUUUCGCAGUCGUCUUUCAAGGCGUCUGCUUCGGAGCCAGGGGUCGCGGCUGGCGAGGACAGCCCCAUGCAUAACGAAGAUGAGCUCCGAAAGCUGAUGAGUUUGAUUGCAGCUGAGAACGGUGGGAAUGUCGAGGCGGUGCUGCAGGAUCACAUUGCCAAGCCGGAUAAGGCCGGCCACAGAACGGCGGACGACAAGCUCUACGCCUCCAUGGCGGCCGAUGACGGCACGGAAGAUUUCGAUGGGGAGGCAUCUCCUGAAGAGCUUCCCGCCAACAGCGAGGAGGCCCAUAAAGAAGAGGUUUCCGCUUCCGUGGCUGAGGAGGCCCACAAAGAGGAAGCACCCAACCCCGUGGCUCAGGUCCUUUCGGGAAACUAUGCGGAGAUCUUGCAGGUCCAUGAGGAAAACGUGGAGGAGGCCCACAAAGAAGAGGUUUCCGCUUCCGUGGCUGAGGAGGCCCACAAAGAGGAGGCCCCCAACUCCGUGGCACAGGAAGCUACGUCACCGGCCGAGUGUGCCGUUGUUGAGGUCCCGAAAGAGGAGGUCUUCGUCACCCUGGAUGCAGAGGUCAGCAAGCCAGACAAGAUCUCAGCUGAGGAGCAGGAAACUGCUCCCAGUAUGGCGCCCGCUGAAGCUGAG
Molecule: messenger RNA, 1056 nt
Organism: Symbiodinium pilosum
Lineage: Eukaryota; Dinophyceae; Suessiales; Symbiodiniaceae
Source: the annotation of a GenBank genome assembly